AUGGGGGGCGACGGCCAAGUGGGGAUCCUGCAAGAGAACGCGGCACAGGACGUGGCAGCGGAGCCAGGCGCGGAAGAAGAUGAGGAGCACCCGGGGCUGCAGGUUGAGGAGGCCGAUGAAGGAAGUGACGGCGACGACCAGGCGGCAGGAACGGGUGAGGCUGGACCCGCGCAGGCAGACGAGAGCGCUGGCGCGAGCCAGGCGGCAGCCGAAGAAUCAAGGGCCGCGCCGUGGGAAGCGCGCGACCGAGACGUCAGCCGUGGGGAAAAGCAGCGCGCGGAGGGCUCACUACGCCAGGAGCGAGCGACGCCAGACAACAGCGUUCGAGCUGCUCUGGCGCAGAGGCCGCAGCAUGAUGGCAAGGGGAAGGCAGAGCGGUCGCGCACGCCGGAGAAGGAUCCGCACCAUGGAGAGUGGCGCGUAGGCGACUUCCGCCCGUAUGGCAGACGACAGGAGCAGGACGGCUGGAGCGGUGGCGGCGUGCGAAGGAAGGCACGGGGAGGGACGGAGGUCACAGGAGCACCGCGGUCAGCAGCACGGGGAACGCAGUGGCAUGGGGCGCUCACCGGGUCGGCCAAGGCGGAGAGAAGAGAGGGAGGGUAG
This is a messenger RNA of Closterium sp. NIES-65, 603 nucleotides long. NCBI's taxonomy places the organism in Eukaryota, Viridiplantae, Streptophyta, Zygnematophyceae, Desmidiales, Closteriaceae. The record is from the annotation of a GenBank genome assembly.